AGCACGGCAGAGCACGGGACAGCACACUUCUACAGAAAGCAGGCUGCCUUCGCGACUAACCUAUGGAACUGAGGUGAACGUGUGAUCCUUCUCAUACACCUGAGAACGACUGAGAAACUGAACACAAGUCAGCAGGAUGAAAACCCUCGUCUUUGCAGCUGUAGGAGCGAUGCUUCUGUCCCUCACUUUGUGUCAAAGCGGUAUGGAAAAUGAUGGAGACAACCUGGUAAGGCCAACCAUAACGAUUAAAAACUACCGAGGAGUCCCCCAAAGUGACUUGGAAGAGAUUCCUCCUUCUGCUAUAGAAGGCUGGACAGAAAUCACAACAGUAAAAUUUAAGUGCCCUGAAGAAAGUGUUUCAAAUAUCCACGUGAAUAAUGAUACCACAGAGUACCUGAGUAGCUCCUUAAGCACCAAGCUGAUACCUGCCAUCUACACCCUGGUAUUUGUAGUAGGUGUGCCAGCCAACGUGGUGACCCUGUGGAUGCUCUUCUUUCGGACCAGAGCCAUCCGUAUGACCAUUUUCUAUACCAACCUGGCCGUUGCAGAUUUUCUAUUUUGCAUCACGCUGCCCUUCAAGGUUGUAUACCAUCUCAAUGGAAACAACUGGUUAUUUGGAGAAGUCAUGUGCCGGAUCACCACUGUCAUCUUUUAUGGCAACAUGUACUGCUCCAUUCUGCUCCUCGCCUGCAUCAGCAUCAACCGCUACCUAGCCAUUGUGCAUCCUUUCACGUACAGGGUGCUGCCCAAGCGCACCUAUGCCACCCUCGCCUGUGGACUUGUGUGGACGACAGUUUUCUUAUAUAUGUUGCCAUUUUUCAUGCUGAAGCAGGAAUAUUAUCUUGUCCAGCAGGGCAUCACAACCUGCCAUGAUGUCCACAACAUAUGCGAGUCUUCAUCUUCCUUCCAACUCUACUACUUCAUCUCCUUGGCAUUCUUUGGAUUCUUAGUUCCAUUUGUGGUCAUUAUCUACUGCUACACAGCCAUCAUUCGGACACUUAACUCAUAUGACCAUAGAUGGUUACGGUAUAUUAAGGCGAGUCUCCUUGUUCUUGUGAUUUUUACCAUUUGCUUUGCACCAAGCAACAUUAUACUUAUUAUUCACCACGCUAACUACUAUUAUACCACCACUGAUGGCUUGUACUUUAUCUAUCUCAUAGCUUUGUGUCUCAGUAGCCUGAAUAGUUGCCUAGAUCCAUUCUUUUAUUUUCUCAUGUCAAAAAUCACAGAUCACCCUACUUCUUACCUUACAAUAGUGAAGUCAUCAUAGAGAAUAAGGAAAGCUAUUUGUGAAAACACACACAUGUGCAGUCACACAAUGUGGGGAACUGUAGUCUCUAGCUCCACUUUGGAGCUCCUGAGAAAUAGUGCUUUCCAAAAGAAAGCAUUACAGAACCAAAUUAAAAAGUAUGCUAGCAGUAUUUUAAGAAUAUAAAUGCAAGAGAAAAGCUAUUACCAUUAUUUUUAUAGUUAACUGACACUUCCAUUUGCCUUACUGGUAUUCAGUAUUUCAAGCUUCUGUAUCUCUCCAUUUCCCCUUAUUUAUCUGGCUUCUAGAUGAUAAAUGACUUCGAAGGAGACUAAUGAGACAAAGACAAGGAGUCUGAAUGGCAAUAAAUAUUAAGAUGUCAGUUUUUAAUAUUUAGCAUCAUUUCGAAUGUUCUGCCUUUUUCAGCACUCAUUCUGAGGGCUGCCAUCUUCAUGAUGCCUGUCAUCAGUGCACAUCAACCCAGCCCCAUGUUUGUCUCUUAACUACUUCCUCACAGCCAGCUUAGCCUCCAUUUUCAUGGACAAAUUAAUCUUCCUAAAGUGUCAGUUUGAAUAUAUCACUCAAACCCCCCCAACUCAAAAACUCUCUUGGCUCCUCACUGCUUCUGGAAUAAACUACACAUCUGUAAGCUGGUAUUCAGCAUUAUUUUUCUACUUUUACUUCCCAAUAAUCUUUCCUAUAGUACAAUACUAGCCAAGCCUCUGGCUUUGCUGUGAUCUCAACUUCUCUUCUCUUUCUCCCUGCCACUAACUGGAAAGCUAUUUCUAAUAUGUUUGCCUUAAUUCUUUCCAUCUCUUGAGGUUCUCCAAGGACCAGUUCUCCCUGAUUCCAAUCUAGAUGUUUAUUUUUUUCUCAUUUGAACCUUCAAAGCUCUUCUUUUACUUUUAUUAUGGCACUUAAAUACACUUCAUUUAUAUACAGUUAUUAAUUUCAUAAACAUAUGCUAAGGACCAUGUAGAGAAAGGAUGACUCCUUCUCCUUCUUUAGCUCCUUGUACUAACCCCAUAUACCAAUUUUUCUCAGGGUCUGUAGGGUCCCGUUCAAAUUCUGUAUAUCAUGUGUCUGAAUGCAUGAAUCCCCAAAUAACUAAACAGCAUGAAAGUCCAUUACAUUCACACUGAGAAGGCAGGGUUCUCUGUACAUCAUGGGAUUUUAUUUUUUGGUUGGGCAUGUGAAAAAGAAACUAGAAAUAUAACUCAAGGUCAUUUUGAAGUUUAAAAUAAACUCCAUUUUUAUUCCUUAAACAUAGCUUUCAAUGGGGAAAAAGAUUUUGUUAAAUAUCCAGACUAUUCCUGUAGAUAAAUGACUUAUUUUCCUUUCAUUUAGGGGUUAGUUAAGAGGGGGAAUACUAGCGCUUAAGAGCAUGACGGACACAGGAUCUAAAUUUUCAAGUCUGUAGGAAUUGGCAUUGACCAUAGGCUUUGUAUUGAACAUCAAAACAAACCACUUCAGAUGUGUAUUUUUGAGUGUGCAAGGCUUUCUGUUUUCAAUGGACAUGGGUUUUUUAAAAACAUGCUUGGAAGAAUCUGGAGAACAGACUGAAGAUGAAAGAAGCCAGAUGGAGAGCCAGAAGACCUGAGGGAGCCUCAUGGAGCAGAGGAACAUGUGAGGAAGCUGCACUUGUUUCUUGUUGGUCCUGGACUGGGUGAAUCAGAUGUGGGUGAGAGACCUGUGGGGAGGUUGACCAUGGCAAAUUUACCUUGAUUUUGCUCUUUUCUCCCCAGAUUGUCUGGCCAUCUCAGACCCUUUUCUAUGGGUCCCCUCUAAAAGGUGCUUUAGACUUGUGGCAGGCUUUCAGGCCUUGC
Molecule: messenger RNA, 3075 nt
Organism: Condylura cristata (star-nosed mole)
Lineage: Eukaryota; Metazoa; Chordata; Mammalia; Eulipotyphla; Talpidae
Gene: F2RL2
Product: coagulation factor II (thrombin) receptor-like 2
Exons: 2
Coding region: 137-1270 (377 amino acids)
Biological process (GO): blood coagulation; thrombin-activated receptor signaling pathway; phospholipase C-activating G protein-coupled receptor signaling pathway
Cellular component (GO): membrane
Molecular function (GO): thrombin-activated receptor activity
Source: RefSeq, a predicted model, not a curated record